CUUGCAAGUCGUGCAAGCGAAAAUUUUUCGAAACGAUUUCGGUACUUGUUUAUGAGGAGCGCCGUAGUCUCCGGCGCAUAACUCGUGGUUCUAUAUGCAUCCAUUGCAGUUUUCUUGAUUAAUUUUUGUUUAAAAGGCGAUUAUGAAUUGCGUUAAUAAUUAGUACAUUUUUUUAUUUAGAACUACAUUUUAUUUGCACCUUUUGGGCAUUGUUUGUAUCAUUUCCUCAUAUGAUUAAUAUGAUUAAUUUUACUGUAUUUUUUAAUUAUUUCCCCUAUGCGUUUUCAUAAUUGGCUUUGGAUCAGCAUUUACUUGUUAGCUUUAAUUUUCAUAAUCACUUGAACCUAUAUUUUAUAAAAUGACGGUACGUUACCAGCUAAAGCUUGAAUCUGUGACCUUUGGAAAACUGGGUCAACUGCUGCUACGAUGGCGCGGCAGUGUGUACAAGCUUAUGUAUCGGGAAUUUUUGGUGUUUGCAAUAUUAUUUGCCAUAAUCAGCAUGAUAUACCGACUGGUUCUCAACGAAGAUCAGAGAAAAGUAUUCGAGAAGCUGUGUCUGCAUUUGGAGGAAACUGUUAACCUUGUGCCCUUGACCUUUGUUCUCGGAUUUUACGUCUCCUUUGUACUAUCCAGAUGGUGGGAACAGCUGAUCGCGUACCCAUGGCCGGACAGAAUGUCAUACCUUAUAAUUUAUUGGAUAAACGGACAAGAUGAAAGGUCAUACAUGAUACGACGCCAACUGGUGCGAUAUAUAACCGCAGCGACCAUCUUCGUUAACCGUCCAUACAGUGUCCUUACACGAAAACGCUUUCCUACACUGCAGCACAUGGUCGAUGCAGGAAUUUUGUCAAAAGAGGAGAGGGCCCUGUUUGAGAGUAUCACGGAGAUUAAAGAGCACGGCAAGUUUUGGGUGCCGUGCGUAUGGUUUUCUAAAGUGUUGGAUCAAGCGAGAAAAGAAGGUUUGAUGGAUGAUCCGAUGGGCAUUGGUGCUAAACAAAUUAUGGAUGAGCUCUUAGUUUUCCGUGCUCAAUUGGGAAGAAACUGGAUGUUUAAUUGGGUGCCUAUUCCUCUUGCUUACACUCAGGUGGUUACUUUAGCCGUAUACACGUUCUUUGGUGCGUGUUUAUUUGCUCGCCAGCCACUGGAUGUGAGCAAAAACUAUAAAGGUCACGGCAUUGACACCUACUUCCCUAUCUUUACUAGCCUGCAAUUUCUCUUUUAUGUCGGAUGGUUGAAAGUUGCUGAAACCAUUUUUAAUCCCUGGGGUGAAGAUGAUGACGAUUUUGAUAUUAACUGGUUCAUUGAGCGCCACAUGCAAGUGCACUUCACCGUAACCGAUCAAAUGUUUGAUCAGCCUCCACCGAUUGUCAAGGACAAAUACUGGGGCGGAACCUACGUGCAACUGCCGCCACUGAACAAAAACAACGAAGCUCUUAAACCGGGUGAUAUGGUGCCGCCUUUCUACAUUGACAACUACGGACGCGAGAACCAUUGGCCACCGAGCCCGCCUUCCACACCAAAAUCCGGUCGCUUUGCUAAGCCAAAAUCACCGGUUGUUCAAGAAACCGCCAUUACUAUAAACACUGACGCUACGCCGACCGAUGUCAAUUCGCAUAACUCGUCUUUUCGGAGUUACGGAACUUCUUUGUCACGAGCCGUUUACUGGGAUGGAAGUCCCAUUUUUAAUCCCAGAAGUCAAAAGUGGCCUUUGCUGAAGGAUGAGUUGAAAGAGGAUUCCAAAGCUUAACGUGUCUGCCGAUAUACGUACCGUAAAAAGAUGCUUGGCUGUUUACUGUUGCAAGCCUCAUAAAAUGUGAUUGUAGAAUUCUGGUGAAAUGGUAUCGUAUUGCGUCUUGGUUAAAAUUAUGUGUUUACUUUAUUGUGAAAUUGAGAGUGGAUAUUAUUAUUGUUAUUAAAUUUUGUUGUGUUACAGCAUAAAGUGGAUUUAUAUGUUUAGUUUGCAAGAAGUGCUAAUAAAAA
This is a messenger RNA of Paramacrobiotus metropolitanus, 1980 nucleotides long. Its product is annotated as bestrophin-3-like. The record is from RefSeq and is a predicted model, not a curated record. The coding region runs from base 359 to 1747 and encodes 462 amino acids. The transcript is spliced from 12 exons. Lineage: Eukaryota; Metazoa; Tardigrada; Eutardigrada; Parachela; Macrobiotidae. Gene Ontology annotation, molecular function: chloride channel activity.